Drosophila ficusphila is the source of this 708-nucleotide messenger RNA. RefSeq names its product acylphosphatase-2. The transcript is spliced from 4 exons. The record is from RefSeq and is a predicted model, not a curated record. NCBI's taxonomy places the organism in Eukaryota, Metazoa, Arthropoda, Insecta, Diptera, Drosophilidae. Bases 69 to 518 code for a protein of 149 amino acids. Gene Ontology annotation, molecular function: acylphosphatase activity.
UUUAUCGACCUAUCGCUUUUUGACAAUUUUCCGCUUUAACUAUUUCAGGUGUACAAUUUUAAUUAAUCAUGACCACCACCGAAACUCAGACGGAGCGCCAGCGUAGGGUUACGUUACCACCGAAAAAUGAAGACACCAACAAAGUUAAUCAAAGUGACAAAAAUGACGACCCCAAAAGAAUUUCCCAAAGCGAGUUCUUCAGAAGGGAAACCACGGAUAGAUCGGAUGAACCGAUCCUCUCUUGCAACUUCGAAGUGUUUGGGAUAGUGCAAGGCGUGUCCUUUCGAAUGUACACCUUACGAAGAGCCCAGAAGCUGGGAGUUAGAGGCUGGUGCAAAAACACCACUGAAAACACGGUUAAGGGAGAAAUUCAAGCACAUCGACACUCUUUUGAGUCCAUGCGUCUGUGGCUAAAGCACACCGGGAGUCCUACUAGCCGAAUCGACAAGUGCAACUUUAGUGACACUGUGGAAAUUCCUGCGUUCACUUACCCAAACUUCUCGAUUGUGGUAGAAUAGUUUUGUUAUUCCAUUUGGAAAAUAAUGUUAUGUUUCUUUGAUUCUAUCUAUUUCAAAAAUUAAGAUUUAUUUAAUUUCUUAAUUCGCAGAUCGUAUGCUCAUUUUUUGAUGAUACUUAAAAAUUCUUAACGUUUUGAAAAAGCUUUUUAAAAAUAUAUCGAAUAUUGUUAAAAAUAAAUCGAUUAGUAAG